Epinephelus fuscoguttatus (brown-marbled grouper) is the source of this 1613-nucleotide messenger RNA. RefSeq names its product opsin 7, group member b (gene opn7b). Bases 1 to 1215 code for a protein of 404 amino acids. Lineage: Eukaryota; Metazoa; Chordata; Actinopteri; Perciformes; Serranidae. Gene Ontology annotation, biological process: visual perception; G protein-coupled receptor signaling pathway. Gene Ontology annotation, molecular function: G protein-coupled receptor activity. The record is from RefSeq and is a predicted model, not a curated record. The transcript has 5 exons. Gene Ontology annotation, cellular component: membrane.
AUGGGAAAUGCCUCCGAAACAUUUCUGCUCGUGUCCAGAAUAUCUAAAGACCAUGACUUUCUCAUGGGAACUCUCUACACCAUUUUUGGUGUGCUGUCAGUGUUGGGGAAUGGGAUCCUGCUGUUCGUGGCCUAUAGAAAGAAGUCCUCCCUGAAGCCAGCAGAGUUUUUUGUGGUCAACCUGGCCAUCAGUGACCUGGGCAUGACCAUAACUCUGUUCCCGAUGGCUAUCCCCUCAUCCUUUAUGCACAUGUGGCUAUUUAAUGAGACGACCUGUACAGUCUAUGCCUUCUGUGGCGUUUUGUUUGGCCUGUGCAGUCUGACCAACCUCACGGUGCUGUCCUCUGUCUGCUGGCUCAAGGUCUGCUGUCCAAACUAUGGUAACAAGUUCUCCUACUGCCACGCCUGCCUGCUGGUUGCUGGGGUGUGGUGCUACGCUGGAGUUUUUGCUGUAGGUCCUCUGUCGGGCUGGGGAGAGUAUGGAGCCGAGCCCUACGGAACAGCGUGCUGCAUCAACUGGCAUGCACCCAGCCAAGACUCUGCGGCUAUGAGCUACAUCGUCUGCCUCUUCUUCUUCUGCUACAUUGUGCCAUGCACUGUCAUCUUCCUGUCCUACACAUUCAUCCUCCUGACCGUCCGGGGCUCCCGCCAAGCUGUGCAGCAGCACAUGUCCCCGCAGAACAAGAUCACCAACGCACAUGCACUUAUCAUUAAGCUUUCCGUGGCAGUUUGCAUCGGUUUCCUGACGGCAUGGAGUCCAUACGCCAUUGUCUCCAUGUGGGCAGCAUUUGGUAACCCAACAACUGUACCACCCAUGGCUUUUGCUCUGGCAGCUAUUUUUGCCAAGUCCUCCACCCUUUACAACCCCAUUGUCUAUCUGGUGUUCAAGCCCAACUUCCGCAAGUCCCUGUGUCGGGAUGUGGCCCAGUGCAGACGGACACUCUGUGGGUGUCUGUGUCCGCACAGCUCUGCACAGAAGGGAACUUGCAGGCAACCCCAUCACAAAGAAGAGUGCAACUCCACAAGGUUGUCAAAUGGGCUCCCGGAGAACCACGGGACCUGCAGACACUGUCCUUGCCCUGAAACAGUCGCUGGCAACAGAGACAACCUAACAGAAUACAGUCCCCAGCAGACUGCCAGGAUACUUAAAGGAUCAACAAAUAGCGAGGUGGCUGUCAGUCAGCUCUCCAAUGAGCUGCAGAGCGACUUCCUUUAAAGAAACAAACACGGCCAGACAGUGAGAAGGUUGAGAAAAGAUGGCAAGAAUGAGGGAUGAAAGAAACUAACUGUAAAUCAAGGCAAAGGGUAAACGCAAUGAAACACAAAAAGAUUAAUCAAAGGAAAAAAAAAAUGUUAUAACUUUAAAGUUCAAAAUUUAAGAACUUUUCUCAAGCCUCAAAUAUGUGAUACUGCCAAAAAAAAGACUGCGAAGGUAGAAGCCAGGACGAUAAGCAAGCUGAACAGCCAACAUGCAACCACAGAUGUGAACAUUAAUAUUUCAUCAGGUCAAAUUAAUGCACAUCAAUAGCUGUCUGUCACUUUGACUGAUCAACAUUAAGCAAACCAGACUGAGAAUCCACGGACUCACGAUGCAAAUCAGUCCAAGCUGGAAAC